GGGAGUGUGUGGGGUUGUGUGAGGGGGAGUGUGUGUGUGGAGGGAAGAGUACUGAGCCACAAUGUUGCAAUUGAAGCCUUUCUUUGAUGUGAAGGCUGAUGUUGUUCCUUGGCUUGUGGACAGCGGACUGACACUCCCCAGUGACCCUGAUGAAUCUGCUGGCUCUCCAGAAGUACAGGUGCACAUUGUCAAUGUUGAAAAGAAUGGAAGCAUCCUGUACACUUGGAAGGGUAAAAAGGGAACCACAUGCAUUGGCUUCUAUGAUCCGCACAAGAAGCAAAACAAGCUGCUAUAUACCUUUGACCGAGAGGUGCAUUUGGUCAGCUGUUCUGUCAACCUGGACCGAACAUUACUGGCUGCAAGUGUCCUGCCAUACAAUGUAAAAGGUUUACCGAAUGAAUUCCUCAGACCAGUCUCCAGGUGUUUGACCUUGCUGAUUGAGAUUCACCCAAUAAAUAACACAAGGGUCUUAAAGGCUGUGGACACUCAUGUCAGAGUUCAGUUCCUCUCUCCUGCUUCAGAUAUGAAGUCAUUUCCUGAGAGCCAUUUACUGGUAAUUUCUGAAGACAGAUGUAUUGAACACUUUCACAUAAGUGUAGUUAUCGAGGAAGGUUACAGAGUGAUGAUUAAGAAUCCGGACCGACUUCCCAAGGAUAUCGUGGUUGAAGAUUUCCUGUGGGCGCAGUGGGAUGCUCAGGGACAGAGGCUGUUUUGUAUUGUUGAAAAGGAAAGGGAAGCGUUUCUGACCUGCACCCAGUUUUCCCCUGACACUAACUAUGAAACGUUGCUUUCAGUACCUCUCGGAUUUCCUUUAACCAUCUCAAGAUUAUGCCUCGUCAGUUUCGGAAUCGAUCAUUUCCGAGAGCAACAGGAAUCCUCUGAAACCCCGAAGCUGCAAGUCUUCACAAGUCAUACAGGGGGUAUGUGUAUGUGCCACAGUCACCCUGUGCACACUGAGCGUGAAUUCUCCUACUCAGUGACUCUUCUACAUCACGGCUGCAGAAAAACAUUCACCGUCUCUUUGGAGACGACUGAUAAUCCCUGCGCGAGUGAGCCAACCUUUAUAAACUUUGUAAACCUUGGAUAG
Messenger RNA from Callorhinchus milii (elephant shark), 1087 nucleotides. RefSeq names its product gamma-secretase-activating protein-like. NCBI's taxonomy places the organism in Eukaryota, Metazoa, Chordata, Chondrichthyes, Chimaeriformes, Callorhinchidae. The coding region runs from base 62 to 1087 and encodes 341 amino acids. Gene Ontology annotation, biological process: positive regulation of amyloid-beta formation. The record is from RefSeq and is a predicted model, not a curated record. Gene Ontology annotation, cellular component: trans-Golgi network. The transcript is spliced from 15 exons.